CUUCCCCACACACAACUAGACCACCGCCGCCAUCAUCGCCGCCGCCGCCGCCGCCAUCAUCGCCGCCGCCGCCGCCGCCGGCCGCCUGCGCCAUGCUCCGCCUCCGAGGGCGCAUCGUUGCCCAUCUCCUCUCUUUCUCCUCCACCUCUGGCCCGGCCAUCUCCCCUCUCCACCGGCUCCUCUCCGCAUCGGCAGCCGCCGGCCCCAUUUCCCCGAACCCCGGUGGAUUCGCCGUCGAGGACUACCUCGUCGACACCUGCGGGCUCACCCGGCCCCAAGCCCUCAAGGCCUCCACGAAGCUCUCCCACCUCAAGUCCCCCGCCAACCCCGACGCCGUCCUUGCCUUCCUCGCCGGCGUCGGCCUCUCCGGCGCCGACGUCGCCCCGGUUGUCGCCAAGGACCCGCAGCUCCUAUGCGCCAAAGUGGACAAAACCCUGGCUCCGGUGGUCGAUGGGCUCACCGGCCUCGGCCUGUCGCGUUCUGACAUCGCCCGCCUCGUCUUGCUCACCCCCGGCGGCUUCCGCCGUAGAGCCAUAGUCUCCAGGCUGCACUACUACCUGCCCCUCUUCGGCUCAUUCGACAACUUACUCCGGCUGCUCAAGCGCGAAUCCAACCUUCUCUCAAUUGACCUUGACAAGGUGGUCAAACCCAAUGUCGCGUUCCCGAGGGAGUGCGGGCUAGGUGAUUGUGAUAUUGCCAAGCUGUGUAUCCGUGUGCCGAGGUUGCUCACCACUAAUCCGGAGCACGUCGGGGCGAUGGUCGCAUGUGCUGAAAGAUUAGGUGUGCCCCGUGGCUCUGGGAUGCUCAGGCAAGCGCUGCAGGCUGUCGCGUUUCUCAGCGAGGAGAAGAUUGCCGCCAAAGUGGACUACUUGAAGAAUACGUUCAGGUGGUCUGAUGCCGAAGCUUGCGUUGCUGUGCGCAAGUAUCCGAGUGUGUUGAGGAAGUCAAAGGAAUCUCUGAAGUGCAGGUCUGAGUUCCUGGUCUCUGAGGUGGGAUUUGAACCCGUGUCCAUUGCUCAUCAACCGGUAGUUCUCAGUCUUAGCUUGGAGGGCCGGCUCAGACCCCGGUACUAUGUUAUAAAGUUUCUCGAGGAAAAUGGACUGCUACAUCGUGACCCGAGCUUCUUUACUGCGGUCAAGAUCACUGAGAAGGUAUUUGUGGACAAGUACAUAUCCCCUCACAAGGAAGCUGCACCGCACCUCGCUGAAGACUAUGCAACAGCUUGCAAAGGGGAAGCGCCAACUAAUUUCAUAUUUAGAUGGACCAGGAACAGGCUAUGAAAAUCCGUAACCUGUGUAUGGGUGUUUAGGCCUAACUGGAUGUUGACUAUCUUUUCUAGUGUGUUUGCUACUUGCCAGUUUGCUCAUUGCUAACUCUUAAUGUAACUAGUAAUAAAUUGAUUUCUGAACCCUGAUAGGCUGUUGUUGUCAUUCCUUAGAGAAGAUCCUUCAAAAUAUGUUCCCUUUUGAUUUCAUUGUAUUUUCAGUUGGAUCAUAUUUCAGUUAGUACUAAGUUUGUGGUUCAAUGUUUAGUAUUUGGAUUAUUCUUACAAAUAUUAUGACAGUUAGUACUAAAGUUUGUAGUUCAAUGUUAAGUAUUUACAUUAUGCUUAGAUAUAUAUUUCUAAUUGAUGUCGGUUCUUUUUUAACCUUUUGUUUUCUUCCACCUUAUUCAUUCCUAAAUACCACAGUUGACCUUUCUUUAGUUUGGAAAUUUUCAAAUUUCUACAUAUGAAUCAGUCUUAUCAUUUGCACCCCUCAUUAAUUGUCAGAAUAAACCAAUUGAGGUGCCAUGUAUAACAAGCAAAUCCAAUGAAGUUUGAACUAACACUUGUUCUUGUGGACAUAUGAAGAAGAAAAGGCUAUGAGAUUUUCCCACUACAACGUACUGCUUGCACUGAGGGCAAACAUUUUUUUCUUCAUAUCUGUCUACAAUUCAGUGAAAUCGUAGAUUUAAGAAUAUAGUUUGCAACAAAAUUCAUCCCAGUUUUCUGCCUUGAAACGACACUGAGACCUUCGAUCUGUUGUCCAUCCUAACAUAAAAAGUUGCGAAUUGUUUUGUUUAGCAAGGACUAAGAUUUCAGAGUUGCUCGACUAGUACUUGUCUUGCAACCAAAUUAGUAUCGCAACAUGUCCACGAGUAAGUGCCCUGGGCACUUGUAAUCCUUCGUGUUUAGUGAUGUAUGUAUCUGUUCUGAUUGUGUUUAAUGAGCAGCAGGGAUAACUAACUGUGCUACUGUUACCAUGGCACUAUAUACAAGUAUUUUUCCUGUUGAAACACAUGAAAGAUCACAACCAUAUCGAUCUGAAAAAGAAGAUAAAUGAGAAAUAGUAUAUAUUCAGUAAAAACAAAAUAUCAAUUCAUGAAUUACUAAAGAUUAUACCUGGCCCUGGGUGAUGAAGUGCACAUCAGCCAUCGGAUGUAGUGCGCCUCUGUUCUGUUGCUUCUGCAGAGCGUCAGCAGAUCUGGGCUGCUGUUGCUAUUUUGUUCUGCUCAGUGACUUGGACUGGGUUUAGUUAACUUGCUUUUUCCUGAACUUCAUGAUCAAAACAGAGAAGAACUUAAGGGACGCAAGAGGGGAAAAAAUGAAACACUUAGGCAAGCUGUACAUGCUUGUGUUGGUCAGUGCUUUAUAUUUAUGUGGAGACGAAUGUGUUGGAUAUUUUGUUCAAAUAGGAGGGAUAUAUCUAAGCAUAUCGCCACUAGGGAAAGGUCACUCUACUGUUCAGGUUGAUAAACUUUCUGUAAACGGGGUUUACUUGAUCAAAAUUGGAGGUUAAGAUAGCUUGUUAUUUUUCACUGAGAUUAGGCUUAUGUUUUACUCAGAAAUUCUGGCUAACUAUCUCUGAAAUAAAAGAAAAAUGAACCUAAUUAGUCUGAUUUAAAGUUUCUGCUGGACAUAUUGACAGAACUUAUUCACCUGCACCUGGUCUAUUUCUGAGGAGUAUCUCCAGACUAUUUAACCGUCGCAACCACAAAUGCCAAUCUUUCAAUACUCCUCACAGGAAGAAAAAGGGGUAUAGCAAAUCAGGAAUAUUUAUGCAUGGAAGGUCACUUGAUGCAGAUAGAGAGCAUUCCUUACUCUAUUUACACAUAUCUUAUAUUCCUUCUGCUUGGUCAACAUAUAUGGUUCGUGGGGCCAGUUCUGUCUGGUCGAGCAUGUUAAUGUAUCAGGGGAAGACUGCAUUCUGAGAUCAGUUGACAUGUUAAUGUGGAAUAAAAGAAAAUGUCACUAAGCUUCUCAACAUGGGCAUGCUCGACAGCCAGGUAGUUAUAUAAAAUAUUCUUAUCUAUAUUUACUGAAGUUUAUGUAUGUAUGUCCAAUUUAUCCAUUAAUUUACAUCCUUGGUCCUCAUGGUGCUGCCACUGAAGUAGAUCAUAAUGCAUUUUACUGAAGUGGGAGUAAUGCCAGUUCUCCACUCAGCGUAAUGUCCCUCUGGUAUAUAUGAAUCUACUUUUCAUUGAUGCAACUGAUGUACUGCCACACAAGGACAAAUACUAUAGGAAAAACAUGAUUCUUCCAUCCUGUGACUGAGUGGUUGUAUUCAGAGAAUCGCAGCUAUUUUCUUAUGCUUGCCUUGAAUGGUAUACUUCAAUUCCACGUGCCUAAGAAUAAUUAAGUUGACCAAACUGGUUUUUUUGUAGUAAGUUUGAAACCCAGGUAACUAAUUCUGGAACAGAGGUAGUUAGUACUUCAGUAUGAGAUAGUUACCACAUUUAAUGGAAGAUGAAAGGAAAAACAGAUAAUAGCGUCAGUUUUCUUUUUGUUCCAUCCACUAAUAUGCUUAUAGUGAUAUUAUGUAAGGUCAAUACUCUUUGCUGCCUGAUUACGAUUCAGCUGGUGGAGCUGUCGAAUCCAUGCCUCUGCGCACACCUGCUGGACAAUUUUCCAGUGCCAACAAUAGCCAGGGAUCAACUCUUGUCUGCAAGGCCCUGUUUCACACUCUAGCCUCACAAGAACACUUUACUGGUAUUCUUAUAUUUAUGGCCUAUAUCACACAGAGAUCUGCAUUAUACAUUGUAUUAUCUAUUAUUCCAGAUGUGACUGCCUUCUCUUUCUGUGUAACACUGCAAUAUUUUUUUUGUUUAUCUGCUGAGAUCUGCUUCUCUAUGCAGUGCAUUCCCUCAUCACAGUUACUCGGCAUACAGUCUAUUGGGGUGAUUAUACCAAAGCUAUGAUUUCAAACUUAGCAUUUUCUUUUGCUAUAAGGUACUAUUGUCCAAUAAAUAGUAGACACUAAGUUCUGUAUACAGCAAGUAGUCUUUGGAGAAAACAAGGGGUCCACGAGUUGUCAUCUUUGUGCUUUCGUUGCAGACCUGUCCAUUCUGUCUGGUUGCUGUGAGGUGAGCCCUUUCAGAAACCAGCAUUGUACUGUGCCACAACAGUUUAUGUGUAUAUAGUUUCUAACUUUCAUCUACGACGAUUUUAAUUAGCAUCCACAUUCACUAUCUGACAUAAAUUCAGUUCCUUUUCUAUACUGCUUACAAAAGGAGACUUAAUUAUGGUCUGGUGUCAUCAGUGUAUGUCUUACAGAUAGUUCUGCUUUAGUUUUAUUCUGUUGCAGUUAAUAGUGUAUCUUCAGCUCCUUCCAUUUAUAUAUUACUUUUGCAAGACUGACUAUGAAAUAACAAAGUGGAAAAUACGAUAGAAUGUGGCCAGGCAAAUUUAAUAAGCGAUUGCAGGUCUUAGCAAAGGCAGAGCCUAGGCAAUCAAAACUGAAGGAGAAAUAAGAUGGGAAGUAGAGGAAAUUAUAGCUUAGGAGGGGAGGCAACAGACAACCCAAACUCGUAGAAAUAUAGAUAGUAGUGGAUCUUGAAGAAUUCAUCUUGGUCACCCUCCUUAGCGGUGGGUGAGCCGGAGCGGUGUCUAACAAAACAAAGUGUGUGCCUGUACCUGUAAGAAGCCGAACUCCUUGCCGGCCUGAAUGGCAUGCCUGAAUGGUCUUAUCUAAUUAUAUUUUUCCAAAUCAUGGUCUAACAAAACAAUAUCCCAUGUUUGACAAAGAGUUCUACGGUCAGUCUUUUUUUUAUCACACUUGACUGAAGAGGUGUGCUUUUCGAUGGAUGUAUCAGCUCAAAUACGCACAGGUAUACUGCACUUGAGGUGAGUUGUGCUUUAUCAGGUUUCCACUGGACUGACUAUUGUUCUUAGAAACACAAAAUGGAAUUUAUAUACAUUGGCUCCUGGUUGAAAUUACUGGUAGCGUCAGUAGAUUAUUUUAUACGAAUGGUCUGGCUGAACACUAGAAAAGAAUUUCAGUCGCAAAAAAAAAUAGAACACUAAAAAAGAAUUGGCCUGUUAGUUUACAUACUUGGUGUGUUUUGGUUGCACAUACAUUCUUCUUGGGCUUCCUUUUGUUGCAGAGAAUGCUUUUUUUACAGAUCCUGUCCCUCUGCCCUAUGAGGUGAGCCCUUUCAGAAAAAUAUAUCUCAGCUUUUCAUGUCUUGAAACUGGUGUAGUGAACAUGUUUGGUUUUAGGGCUUCACCAAUCCAGUGUAGUUUGACUUAGCACAUAUGACCAAUGGCCUUUUAGUUUGUUAAGGUACAAUUAGGGGUGCACAAUUUCUACCUCGGGAUGCUCGAUGCACGCAUGCACUAAUUUAGGGGUGCCAGCUGAGCUGCUGCUGAUACUCCCUCCGUCCGAAAGUACUCGUAGGAGAAAUUGAUAAAAUGGAUGUAUCUAGAACUAAAAUAUGUCUAGAUGCAUCCAUUUCUCCGACGAGUAUUUCCGGACGGAGGGAGUACAUCUAAUUGAUACUGAUUCUAACAUUUCCAAACUCUACAGACCAGUCAUUUGUCAAAGGGUCUGCUGAGUGCUGACUGAGAUAUUCAGAGGCGGUGUCAGGCCCUAGGCAGCCUGGGGUGUGGCCGAGAAAUCCUUCAUGCCUGUAGCAUACUGUGGCACUGUAGCACAAGGCUGGCCUAGGGCGUUGGCCGAUCCUGGCUCCGCCGUUGGAGCCUGGCCCUGCCGCGUCGGCGGCGGCGGAAGGGGUGACGAAGUGGGGCCGUGCUUGCUGCCGGCUCCUCCGGCUACG
Molecule: messenger RNA, 6036 nt
Organism: Triticum dicoccoides
Lineage: Eukaryota; Viridiplantae; Streptophyta; Magnoliopsida; Poales; Poaceae
Product: transcription termination factor MTERF4, chloroplastic-like
Exons: 2
Coding region: 93-1280 (395 amino acids)
Biological process (GO): regulation of DNA-templated transcription
Molecular function (GO): double-stranded DNA binding
Source: RefSeq, a predicted model, not a curated record